Schistosoma rodhaini is the source of this 1470-nucleotide messenger RNA. The record is from the annotation of a GenBank genome assembly. Lineage: Eukaryota; Metazoa; Platyhelminthes; Trematoda; Strigeidida; Schistosomatidae.
AUGAGAAACGAGCCGUCAAAAUUAUGCAUCUGCCAGAUAUGUAACUGUGGUCGACAUAAAUGCCCACACCAAAAACGUAAAACUCAGAUAACUAAACCAUGUGAAAUUUCUGAAUAUACUACACAGUAUAUCGCUCAUAAGCUUAUACCAGUGGAAUCAUGUAAACCACCUCAUAAAGGUGUACAAGCUGAAGGUCAUAUGGCGUCGGAUACUACACACCGUAUUGAUUUUGUACCGCAUCCACUGAGUAUUCAAAAUAGUUGUAGAAAAGAAGCGCAAUAUCAACCACCGCAGGGAACAUUCGAUGGUUUAACUACAUAUACAAAGGAAUAUACUGGAAAACCUGGUCAACUGGCUGCUCCAGUUAAACCAACUAUUAGAAAAGGUUCCUCAGCUAAAUUUGAUGGUGAAGCCACCUAUACUGCUGACUAUAGACCAUGGAAACUGGAAAGACGUGAACUCGCUACAGGUAGAGAAUCGAACUGGCAGAAACCUAAUCUACCAUUUUCUGGAACUCCCACUUAUACAGCUGACUAUGUUGCAUAUAAUGCAAAACCUCCAGUCAGUUGUAAACCGGUGCAUUGCUUCCUUGAAAAUCAAACACCAUUUUCAGAUAGUACUGACUAUCGUGACUCAUAUCGUACACUGGAUUUAUCAGAACGAGCUCGUCCAAUUAAAAAUGUUGAGCAUACACAUAAGGUUACUGUACCAAUGGAACAUUUAUCAACACAUAUGCAUGAUUAUUAUUGGAAGACUACGAUACCAUCGGCCUCAUGUAAACCGGAAUAUACGGGUAUUCAAAAUAACGAACCAUUUCAUAAAGACACAACUAAUCGAAUUGAUUAUAAAGCUUGGGAACUAACCGAUAGAUCUGCACCUAUCUCGGCUAAUCAUGCCUCAACUUAUCCAGAACCAUUAGGAAAAAUGUGUUCUGAUACAACCUAUAACAAAGAUUAUAUACCAUUUGGAUUGCAGAAUCGUCAAGCAAUUCACCAAGUAGAUAAAAUCGGUCGUGGCGUUGAAUUACCACCAUUUCAGGGAGUUUCUGAUUAUAAAGACAGUUAUCGGUGUUGGGCAAUUGAACCACAAGUCAAAGGUUUAGGUAGAGAAGCAACUUAUACUAUACCGAAUGUAAAAUUUGAAGGUAAAAGUACCACAAGUGAUCAUUAUGUGCCACACUUAAAUUAUCGACCUCCGGAAUCUUUUAAACCACAUGGUCAAGUUACAGCUAAUCAAACACCAUUCGAUGAUGCAACUUUAUAUCGUAUGGAGUAUACACCGAAACAUUUGGAACCUUGCCCAGCUAGUCUACUUAAUACUGGUCUAAGCAAAUAUGUUUAUUCUGAAACGAGUGAUACUGGACACCAAAUCUAUCGCAGAGCAUCCAAUUCUUCAUCACCAACUAAUGAUCAAUAUUCCAAACAACAUUUAAUUACAAUUCCAAAUGAACCGUUAACAGUGGCAAAUUGA